CUGGAGCUCCUGUCGAUGCUGACAUGAUGACAGUAUGCAGGCCGGCCGAGGGCAGCCACAGCCAGACUACAAACCUGAGCUCCAGACUGGCUGACAAGGCCGAAGGUCCAAGGGCUGCAGAAGGCCCUCGCAGGCAGCCAUUUCUGCGGUCCGCUCCUGGCCUAGAGACUGACCAAGAGUCACCCUUUGGAAGAAGCCCCUUGGGAAGCCUCAGAGACCUCAUGCUAGAGUCCAGAGUGGACAUGUUCAGCCCAGAACUGAUCAUCAGUGACCCAGCUGCCGGUCUUGGUGCCAAAGCAGCCGGCAGGGCCGGGAGGAAGCAGCUUGGUGGCACUCGGACCCCCUGCCCACCUGCCCGAGCUGGAGCGCGGCACAAGUCCCUCAGCAUAAGGGACAAGAUCUCAGAAUGGGAAGGGAAGAAGGUGUUGCCCAGGCCGGCAGCUGUCAGGGGAGCCGAGGGCCAGGAGGAGUCCCUGCCAUCCUGUGUGCCGGAGAGGAGGAGAAGUCGCGACGGGGGGAUGCAAACUCGGGUCACCGAGGCUAAGGACGGAACGCAGGUGGAAGCAGAGAGCUCAGAGAGGGAGAGCAAGGUAGGGGAAGCGAACUUCGGGCCGCAGGACCCAGAGCGGAGGCUGGAGCCGCGCCCGACAGCCACAGCCAUGGAACCCGAACCUCGCGGGGGCAGAGGUCGAGAGCCCAGGCCCUGUCCACAGCGCCCUCAGGACAGCCUGUCCGUGCUGAGGCAGGUCAAGCGGCUGGAGCAGGCCUUGAAGGAUGGCUCGGCAGGGCUGGAUCCCCAACUGCCAGGGACGUGUUACUCCCCUCACUGCCUGCCUGACAAGGCAGAGGAGGGGCCCGCCCCCACUGAGACCCACAGAGGCAGGGGAGGCUCGGACGCCAGCUGGAGGCUCCACCACUUGGACCUGGAAGGCAGAGGGCCCAGCCUGGAGGCUGUGGGUGAAAGAAAAGGGUCGUGGGGCAGGCCCUGGGACCAGAGCCCCGAGAGCGCGUGCAGGGGCUCUGAAGGGUGCUCCCCAAAGCCCUUCAUCAACCCCCUGCCGAAACCCCGGAGAACGUUCAAACAUGCCGGAGAAGGUGACAAGGACGGGAACCCAGGAAUGGGCUCCCGGAAAGAGAAAAGAAACCUGCCUCCUCUCCCCUCUCUGCCUCCCCCCAGAAGCCCAGCGCUGACCACAGACCGUGGUUCAAGUCCUGGACCCGCUGGCUUAAACUCACGCCGGGCAUACACAUAGAGAGAGAGAGAGAGAGGAGAGAGAAGGAAAUCCUAUGAGUUUGAAGACUUGCUGCAGUCUUCCUCUGAGAAUAGCCGGGUGGACUGGUAUGCACAGACCAAGCUGGGGCUCACACGCACUUUAUCAGAGGAGAACAUCUAUGAAGACAUUCUAGAUCCACCAGCGAAGGAGAACCCCUACGAAGACAUCGAGCUGCAUGGCCGCUGCCUGGGGAAGAAGUGUGUCCUGACCUUUCCUGGGUCUCCCACCUUUCCCAUUCCUGACACACCCACCAAGCAAUCAUUAUCUAAACCUGCUUUUUUCCGGCAAAAUUCAGAGAGGAGGAACUUCAAACUGCUGGAUACCAGGAAGCCAAGUCGGGAUGGAACUGGGUCCCCUUCCAAAACCAGCCCCCCCUCCACUCCCAGCAGCCCUGAUGACACUUUCUUUAACCUUGGAGACCCACAGAACGGCAGGAAGAAGAGAAAGAUACCCAAGCUGGUCUUGCGAAUCAACGCCAUUUACGAGGCCCGGAGAGGGAAGAAACGGGUGAAGAGGCUGUCCCAGUCCACGGAGAGCAACUCAGGAAAAGUGACAGAUGAGAACAGUGAGUCUGACAGCGACACCGAGGAGAAGCUGAAAGCUCACAGCCAGCGCCUGGUCAAUGUGAAGUCCCGCCUGAAGCAGGCCCCUCGGUACCCGUCCCUGGACCGUGAACUUGCCGAGUACCAGCAGAGGCAGCUCUUCGAGUACUUCGUGGUCGUGUCUCUGCACAAGAAGCAGGCCGGGGCUGCCUACGUGCCGGAACUCACCCAGCAGUUCCCUCUGAAGCUGGAACGGUCUUUCAAGUUCUUGAGAGAGGCCGAGGACCAGCUGAAGGCUAUCCCCCAGUUCUGUUUCCCCGACGCCAAGGACUGGACUCCUGUGCAGCAGUUCGCCAGCGAAACCUUCUCAUUUGUCUUAACUGGAGAAGAUGGAAGUAGGAGGUUCGGUUAUUGCCGAAGACUGCUGCCUGGAGGCAAAGGGAAGCGCCUUCCGGAAGUUUACUGCAUUGUGAGCCGCCUGGGAUGUUUCAGCCUCUUCUCGAAGAUCUUGGAUGAGGUGGAAAAAAGACGCGGCAUCUCUCCUGCGCUGGUCCAGCCCCUCAUGAGGAGUGUCAUGGAAGCCCCUUUCCCAGCCCUGGGUAAAACCAUCGUGGUCAAGAACUUCUUGCCAGGCUCAGGAACCGAGGUGAUCGAGCUGUGCCGCCCGCUGGACUCCCGGCUCGAACACGUGGACUUUGAGUCUCUCUUCUCCUCCCUCAGCGUCCGCCACCUGGUCUGCGUUUUUGCCUCCCUGCUCCUGGAAAGGAGGGUCAUCUUCAUCGCAGACAAGCUCAGCACCCUGUCCAAGUGCUGCCACGCGACGGUGGCCCUCAUCUACCCCUUCACCUGGCAGCACACCUACAUCCCCGUGCUGCCGCCCGCCAUGGUGGACAUCGUGUGCUCGCCCACCCCCUUCCUCAUCGGGCUGCUGUCCAGCUCGCUGCCGCUGCUCAGGGAGCUGCCGUUGGAGGAGGUCCUUGUGGUCGACCUCGUCAACAGCCGGUUCCUCAGACAGAUGGAGGAUGAGGAUUCCAUCCUGCCCCGGAAGCUUCAGAUAGCCCUGGAACACAUCCUGGAACAGAGGAAUGACCUGGCUUGUGACCACGAUGAAGGCCCUCUGGACUGCAAGCACAGCCCUGAGUCCAGUCAGCUGAACGAUGUGGUGUCUGAGGCCUUCGUCCGCUUCUUUGUGGAGAUUGUGGGCCACUACUCCUUGUUCCUGACAUCAGGCGAACGCGAGGAGAGGACCCUGCAGCGAGAGGCCUUCCGCAAAGCUGUCUCCUCCAAGAGUCUCCGUCGCUUCCUGGAGGUCUUCAUGGAAACCCAGAUGUUCCGGGGCUUCAUCCAGGAGCGGGAGCUACGCCGGCAGGAUGCCAAGGGUCUGUUUGAGGUUCGCGCCCAAGAGUAUCUGGAAACACUCCCCAGUGGAGAGCAUAGCGGCGUUAACAGGUUCCUGAAGGGAUUAGGCAAUAAGAUGAAGUUUCUCCACAAGAAAUAACGCUUGGUCAGCCUCAAGAGAAAGCGUCCUCUGAGUGUGACCCCAUGUUUGAGAGACAGCUCCUGGGGCCUCUCUGCAGGCCAGGGCCUUUGCUGUCCCGGCUGCCAGCCCGGGCUGUCCCGAGGCCCAGGGCUCAGUGCUGCCCGAGGUGCAGCUUCUCCAGGACCUGCCUGGGAAGGGAGUGGGGACCUGGCCGGCCGCCCAUAUGCAGAUGGAUCAUUUUGGUGGUUGGUUUUCGGAUUUUGAGUUUUUUAAUUUUAAAUAUUAAAAAAAGGGAAAGUGCUUGAGUUUCUUUUUAUUACGGCAGAGCUAAGAAACCUGCCCUGCCCCACACCAUCUUCCCUGGCUCACCCUGUCCAGCUGUGGACCCUGGAGCCAAGAGGAGUGGAGGAAAUGGAGCCGCAACCAGAGACCAGGAUGACCGAGGGCUCCUCUGGGCAGGACCAGGGACACGCGUGGGAUCAGGGACGGGGAGGGCUGGGCGCCGGCACCGCCUGCUGACCUCGGUGCCCCCGGGUUCAGGCACAAAUCCUCUGUGAACUGAUGGGCCCUCCCUCCGGAAUGGGGGCCAGGCGGAACCCCACCUUUAGAGGGCUGUGACUGCCCCAUGAGCUGGUCAGUGACGCCACCCAGAGGCCAAGGCCGGGACUCCUAUCUCCAGUGGACCUGACUCCGUGACCGCCGCAGGACCGCCCGAGCAGUCGUGGUGCAGAGGCACCAAGACAACUGUCCCCUAAGCUCUCUGAACCACACGGUUUGGGGCUCCUAAAGUUUAUGAGGUGCCCAGGGCCCAGCCUGUGUCAUCCAGGCCCACCCUUUGACACCCAGGGCCCACCCUCUGACCCACCUUGCAAUACCCACGGCCCACCCACGGACACAGAAGGCCCUCCAUGGACCCCAUUCCCAUUUAGUCUGUAAGCAAUAGUCCCACCUCGUCCUGGAGUCCCAGGUCAGCACAAAUGAAAUCGCACGUGUGUGGGCUAAGUGUGAGGGACCUUUGAUGGUGGUGGUGAUGACACGAGGGAGGGCCGGAACCUUGGGGGCAGCGUCAUCGAACUUGUGCCUCCAGAGAGGCAGGUUGCGUCCUCCAGACCAGAAGCAGGAAGGAAACAAGCCGUCCUGCGGGAGGCUGAGAGCCCUGCACAGUACCAGAAGGCCUCGGCAGCUCCUGGCCACCUCAUGUGGAUCUGCUGCCUGCAGACCCCACUGUUGGGGCCCCUCAGUGUCACCAGUAAUCCUGCCUAGGGCAGAGAAGGAACAUGCUCUAAGCCCAAGCGGCUGUGCUGCCUGGCUGAGGUCCUUCAGCCAUAGGGAGCUGGGAGCAGGGGGGCUUGUGAGGAGAAGAGAAGAGAAGAAAACGAAGAGGAGGUUGGUCUCCCAUUCUGUACUAGGGCUCCCUUACUCAGCUGAUGUCAUGGAACACCCCCUCCACCCCCCCACACACACGUUGUAUCCAAGAUUUGACAUGUUUGUUUUCCGGGGAGAGGAUCCAGAGAGGAUCCAGUUUACACCAGAUUCUCAAUACUGUAGGGACCAUGCUAUGUAUAAAACUAACCUGAGCAGGUGUGUAUGGUUGGAGGUCUGGGGAAGCCUGGAUGGGAAUUGGAGAAUGGAGGCUCAGGAAUUUGUAUCUAACAAGCGCCUCAAAAUAGUUAACAUGAUUAAUAAGUCUGCGUAUUUUUAUGUUGCCCAGAAAUGAUCACUUAAUAUUUUGGAAUAUACUUUCUUAUCUAACUUAUUUUAUAUUGUUUACUUAAUACCUCCAAGUGAAUAAAUAUCCAUCUUUAUCAGCAUUUCUAACGUUUGCAAUAUUCUACUUAAUGAAUAUACUAAAAGUUAGUUCGCCAAUCUGCUACUCUUUUCUUUUUUUUUAAUGCCAGAGGGUGUGUGUGUUCACCAGAGAGAAGGCGAGCACCCCUACUAGGACGCGGUCCUGCCACAGCCCUUUUCCUCCA
Messenger RNA from Tupaia belangeri chinensis (Chinese tree shrew), 5269 nucleotides. It is a transcript of the gene DENND2A, whose product is annotated as DENN domain containing 2A. NCBI's taxonomy places the organism in Eukaryota, Metazoa, Chordata, Mammalia, Scandentia, Tupaiidae. The transcript is spliced from 21 exons. Gene Ontology annotation, cellular component: actin cytoskeleton. The record is from RefSeq and is a predicted model, not a curated record. Gene Ontology annotation, biological process: retrograde transport, endosome to Golgi.